AUGAGAUAUAUUUGCAAUGUCAGUAUCGAAUACCUCACUGCAAUGGGUAUCUACGCAUAAAGACGAACUUGCUAACCAAAUCAAAUCAAUGUUCAAACCAUCGUUUCAACAUGCUCCUUACAUUGGGAUUAGCGCAAUUUCUCGUCUUCAACAUCAUUAUCGGUGCCAUUGAGAGUAGAGGAACUCCUUACGUGGACACCCAGAACGGUAGAAUCUUUGGCAGAACCAUCGAAGUCUCACCCUGGCAGUUACCAGAGGGUGAGACCAUAGCGGUCGAGGCAUACACCAAGAUUCCCUAUGCCGAACCUCCUGUGAAAGAGUUGAGGUACAAACAUCCCGUCAAGAAAGUUUGGACCGGAGAACUGGAUGCCACCAAAUCAAAUGUUGCUUGUCCCCAAAUCCAACUGAAGGGAUUCACUGUAGAAAUGGAAGAGACGGAGGAUUGUCUGUACUUAGAUGUCUUUGUUCCAACACCACGGCAAAAUUCAGUCCCCGUAAUGGUGUGGAUACAUGGAGGGGCCUUCUUUUCAGGCGCCGGCUCUGUACCUGAACAACUUCCAAUACCCCUGGCAUUCUAUGGAGAAGUCAUUGUCGUAACUUUCAAUUACAGACUUGGAAUUCUGGGAUUCUUGCACACAGGUGAGGGACUCGGAGGAAUUCCAGCCAAUCUUGGGCUAUUCGAUCAACUAGAAGCACUCAAGUGGGUUCAAGAAAACAUAGCAGCAUUUGGAGGCGAUCCAGCACGUGUAACUAUAUUUGGAGAAAGUAUGGGAGGUGCAAGUGUAAAUGCUCAUUUAAUCUCACCACUCAGUGUUGGACUUUUCCAACAUGCUAUUAUACAGAGUGGAAGUGCAUUGAUGAACUUUGGUACAACUACUGAUCUUAUCGACAACACAUUCAAGUUUGUUAAAGACGUCGGAUGUGAUAACAGCAAUAUCAAGGAUCUUAUGGAUUGUUUGAGAGAAAAAUCUUGGAAAGAACUGAUAGAUGGAUAUCACAUCUCGUUUCCAGAGGAAGGUCGUGUACGGCUCUUCUCAGUUGUCGAUGGCCACUUUUUUCAUGACACAACGCUGAAUCUGAUGAAAAAGGGACAUCUUAAUGUUGAUGAUGUCCUCCAUGGGGACAUGCUCAACGAAGGGAUCUGUUUCUUUCUGUUCAUCGGUAUCGCUACGAACGAGGAUACUCCACCUCCUGUCAUAACUCUCGAGGAAAUGAAGAACGUACUUGCUUCGUAUUUCAAGAUCGACGACCCGUUCAUUCAAGAUAUGAUUGCAUUUGUUCACUCCGACUCGGAACACUUGACAGGGAGAAAAACCAACUACUUUAAGGAGUUGGCAGACGUUUUAUCUACCCUUGUCAGCUGCUCCAUCGUUUCGUUCUCAGAUCUGAUUUCACAAACGAAUAUUACUGCCUACCGCUACGUCAUGACACACAUACCCUCACACGCAGCCGUUGGUCCUCUGAAAUGGGCAGGAGCAACUCAUAUAGAGGACAUCCCUUAUGUCUUCGGUAGCCCUCUACUGCGUGGUAGAGAAGAAGGACCCAAAGGCAUGUCCGGAUUCUUCAAUGGGGCCGAGGAGGCUGGCUUGUCAAGACAGUUCAUGAGAUACUGGUCUAACUACGCCAAAACGGGGAAUCCCAAUUUAUCAUCUCUAGAUCCUGAGAUUGUCAACAAUCCGCUUGGUCUUGAAGAGUGGCAACCAUUUACAAAUGAACAUCCUUACUAUAAGGAAUUAGAAUCUGGAUUCCCAACGAGAGAAGGUGCGGUGAAUGCCAAGAAUUGUCACUUUUGGACCAGUAUCUUGCCCAAGAUGGUAGCCCAAUCACAUGAGCUUUCUAAGCUGAAGACAGUGUUAGCCGACCAAGUAGCUGGUCACGGUAGUGGUACCUGCAGCGGUGACUCUUGUCCAGAUCCAUGAUACAUCACAAGGAUUCAUUCAGAGUCAGGCUUGCAUGGGGCCGGGCAAGAAAUCAUCACAGAGGAACAUGGGCAGUAGUUGACGUCUGAUGUAAACUACACUGUAAAAAUCUGAAUUAGUAGUUAACACUUAAUAGUAGAUUUUAUUAUUUGUGAUUAUUUCUCGAUUUUCUUUUCUGUAGGCCUAGAUUUAACUUGUCUUUUCAAUUACUUGAUUUACUUGAUUUAUUUGGGUUCUAUAUACAUGUACAUUUACGAAAAUUCACGUAUUGGAAGCUUGCUUUGAUUUAGUAAAUUUAACUCAAUUCGGCAAAUAUAAAUAUUACUUAUAAAAUUAUGUUAAAUGUACUUACAUUUUCAAUUUACGACUUAUCUAAAUAAUAUAUGAAUAUUCAUUAAGAGCAUGUAAAUGUUAUAAUUUCUCAAAUAACUGUCGUAUCUAUUUGUGUUUCAAAUUGUUUUGGAUUAGGGUAAGUGAACUUUUUUCAAUCAAAGAAAGAGCAACGUUAAAAAGUCACUUAUACGAAAAUUUCAAACAUCUGUUUCGGUUUUCAGAUUCUAGAUCAUCAACCAUAGCCAGGUUGACAAGAACGAAGUCUUUAAUAGAACAAGAUUCAAUGUAACAAGUUUAAUCUUAACGGAGAUGGAACAAUCGAUAUCAAAACCGAAGGUGGCCCAUCACUGUAAAGAGCGGGUGGGGAUCUGUAUACACUUCAAACUAUUCUCCAUUAAUCAUAUUGUAAUUUUCUUAUUAGAGAUGCAACUUGAAUAUAACCAGGAAUACAAUUGUAAAAAGAAAAAUGACGAUAGUUGAGCAUACAGAGAUGGAAUAAUUUGUGGCAUUAAAACCGAAUGUUAUAAUAGUGAGUGGGUGAUUUCAUCACCUUGUAGAUACAUUGAUCAUAACUUGUUAUUCAUGAUGUAGACACCGAUAUUAAAUAUGAACCAUAAACAUUAACUAAAUAAUGGAUAUUUCAUACAUAAAACAUUCUUUCAACUUUUCUGUGGUACAACCACUGGAGUAUAGAUAGGGGGCUUGGAGAGCCCUUGCCUCCCCCCCAAAAAAAAAAUAUUAACGUCAAAAAAAGAGAAAAGAAAAGAAAAGAAAG
Lytechinus variegatus (green sea urchin) is the source of this 3027-nucleotide messenger RNA. RefSeq names its product cholinesterase 1-like. Gene Ontology annotation, molecular function: acetylcholinesterase activity. Gene Ontology annotation, cellular component: plasma membrane. The transcript is spliced from 9 exons. The record is from RefSeq and is a predicted model, not a curated record. NCBI's taxonomy places the organism in Eukaryota, Metazoa, Echinodermata, Echinoidea, Temnopleuroida, Toxopneustidae. Gene Ontology annotation, biological process: acetylcholine catabolic process; choline metabolic process. Bases 111 to 1919 code for a protein of 602 amino acids.